This is a messenger RNA of Prosopis cineraria, 1712 nucleotides long. RefSeq names its product probable indole-3-pyruvate monooxygenase YUCCA3. The coding region runs from base 35 to 1318 and encodes 427 amino acids. The transcript has 3 exons. The record is from RefSeq and is a predicted model, not a curated record. NCBI's taxonomy places the organism in Eukaryota, Viridiplantae, Streptophyta, Magnoliopsida, Fabales, Fabaceae. Gene Ontology annotation, molecular function: NADP binding; N,N-dimethylaniline monooxygenase activity; flavin adenine dinucleotide binding.
GACAGCAGAUUUCAUUGCAUUGUUGCACGACAAAAUGCACAACAUUUGCCUCAACAUGCCUCCGAUGGUCGAGAGCUUCGACCCGGAGGUGCUAUUCACGCGCCGUUGCAUAUGGGUGAACGGAGCCGUCAUAGUGGGGGCGGGUCCGUCUGGUCUGGCUGCGGCGUCCGGUCUGAAAGAGCAAGGCAUCCCCUUCAUCAUCCUCGAAAGAGCCAACUGCAUCGCAUCGCUGUGGCAGAACCGUACCUACGACCGCCUCAAGCUUCACCUUCCCAAACAGUUCUGCCAGCUUCCCAAUUUCCCUUUCCCAGAUAACUUCCCCGAAUACCCUUCCAAAUUCCAGUUCAUCACGUAUCUUGAAUCCUACGCUAAGCACUUCGGAAUCAAUCCCCAGUUCAACGAAACUGUUCAAUCUGCCAAGUACGACGACACGUUCGGGUUCUGGAGGGUCAAGACCAUCCGCAAGGAGGCUAGCGAGGUGGAGUACAUUUGCAGGUGGCUCGUGGUCGCUACAGGGGAGAAUGCAGAGAAAGUUGUUCCCGAGUUCGAAGGCUUGGAGGAUUUUGGAGGCCGAGUCAUGCAUGCUUGUGAUUAUAAAUCCGGAGAGAGUCAUGCCGGCCAGAAAGUGUUGGUUGUUGGGUGUGGAAAUUCCGGCAUGGAAGUCUCUCUCGAUCUCUGUAACCACCAUGCCAGCCCCUCAAUGGUGGUUCGAAGCUCGGUUCACGUGCUGCCCAGGGAAGUAUUUGGAAAAUCGACUUUCGAACUGGCUGUGGCGCUGAUGAAGAAGCUACCUCUGUGCAUGGUGGACAAGAUACUGCUGAUUCUGGCUCGCGUGAUUCUGGGGGACUUGGAGAAGUACGGACUGAAGAGGCCGGAAAUGGGGCCUCUGGAGCUGAAGAACAGUGCGGGGAAGACGCCGGUGCUGGACAUUGGAGCGCUGAAGAAGAUUAGAUCUGGCGAGAUAAAGGUGGUUCCUGGAAUCAGGAGAUUCUGGAGAGGCAAAGUCGAACUGGUUGAUGGCCAAAUUCUUCAGCUUGAUUCUGUUGUUCUUGCUACUGGGUACCGCAGUAAUGUACCCUCAUGGCUAAAGGAGAAUGAGUUUUUCUCAGAGGAUGGGAUACCGAAGAAUCCAUUCCCGAACGGAUGGAAAGGAAAGUGGGGAUUGUAUGCGGUAGGGUUCACAAGAAGAGGGCUAUCAGGUGCAUCGCUGGACGCUGUGAGUGUGUCGCAUGACAUUGCCAGGUGUUGGAAAGAGGACUUUAAGCAACGCAAGAAAUCAGUGGCUACUCGUCACAGAAGAUGCAUCUCCCACUUCUAAUUCAUCGAUCAACUCUGACGUUGAAGGUCCUUAAUUCCCAAAUGUGAAUGAUAGCAGAUCAUAAUAAUAAUAAUAAUAAUAAUAAUAAUAAUAAUAAUAAUAAUAAUAAUAAUAAUAAUAAUAAUGUAGGCGUGGAGAGCUCUACCCCACAUAUUGUUAAUUAAUUAGGUAAUUAUUGAUUAAUUCGCUCCCACAAAAGGAAUUAAAGCAGCCCUCUCCUGAAUUAAACAAACAACAACCACUCCUCCUAAUGAUCUCAAGGAAGAUGAGGCUUGUUCAUGUCAUUCCCUUGUUGCUUUUGCCUUUCAUUUAUUCCUCCUUCCUCGCUUGUAUGCUCUAUAUAUGUAUUUGACCCCCUUGAAAAAUAUUGUAUCACACUUUUUUUUUUUACUCG